GGGACGGUAGCCCCUUCGGGGGUGGUGGAGGGCGCCCUCUGGCGGCUUCGGGACCCCGCGAGUCUUCGCAGCCGCGGCCGCCGGCCCUACGUUUUCCGUCUCCUCCGCAGGGACCUGUGCGCCUGACCAUGGGGCCCCUGAGCCGGGAAGCCUGGGCCCAGCGCCUGGCGGCCUUCCGGGCCAGCCCGUCUGCCUUCAUGGCAGGUCCCGAGGGUGAGGAUUUGGGUCGCGACUUGCUGAGCGACCUGAGGAGUGAGAAGCUGAGCGAACAGACCAAGGUGUCCUUGCUGGUCCUGAGCUUGGAGUACCCAGUCCAGCUGUGGCCUGACGCCCCUGCAGCAGAGGUGGCCGCCACCUCCCUGUUGGACACCCUGGUUCUCCUACCCCCACGGCUCUCAGCUCUCCGGCGGCUCUUGCUGCUGGCGGCCACCACAGCGCUGGCGGCAGGAGGAGCGCUGGGCCCCACCUCGGGCGCCUCCUGCCGGCUGCUUCCCCUGCUGCUUGGCUUGGCCUCGGGCAGCGACCUGGGACCAGGCUUUGGCCCCACCUCGGAACAGCGCUCCCUACAGGCCACAGCGUGCGAGUGUUUGCGAGAGCUGGAGAGCUGCAAGCCUGGGCUGCUGGGGGGCGCCCUGGGGCUGCUGCGGGGCCUGCUGGGGCAGGCGGGCCCCGUCCAGCCACUCAGCCUGCUGCUGGCACUUGCUCUGCGCAACACCCUGGUGGUCCAGUCCCGGGCUGGGGCUGGCCUGCGGGGCCUGCUCAUGGCCGGGGUCUCCCCUACUAGGGAUGGUCCCUGGGACUGGACACUAGUUGAAGAGGGUGAUGCCCACCUUCAGCCCCAGGCACCCAGCUGGCCGGCAGCUGAGGAGGGGGAGCGUCGCCUUGCAGCUCGAGAGCCCAGCCCUGAGGAGGCUCGGGAGCUUCGGGCUGCUGUGGCCCAGCUUCUAGACACCACCUAUCUGCUCACGCCUGUGGCCCAGGCCCAGCUUCUGUGGCUACUGGGCUGGGCCCUACGGGGUCUGCAGGGACAGCCACCAGCGCUCUUCAAGCCACAGCUGGUACGGCUUCUGGGCACAGCACAGCUGACACUCUUGCACGCUGUUCUUGCGCUCAAAGCUGCCUUUGGUGAGGCGCUGUUCACGGUCCAGGAUGAGGCCUUGCUGCUCCGCCGGCUCACCUUGGCUGCCCAGCACCCAGCCCUGCCCCUGCCCACCCAUCUCUUCUACCUGCACUGCCUCUUGAGCUUCCCUGAGAACUGGCCGCUGGGCCCAGAAGGUGAGGAGGCUGCGCCACUGCUGCUAAGGCCCCAGCUCUGCCAUGGUCUCCUGCCCAGUCUCCUACAUGAGCCGAUGGCCCUCCUGGCUCGCCUGCAUUUGCUGUGCCUGCUCUGUGCCGAAGAUGAGGAGGAGGAGGAGAAAGGCCUGGUACAGAGCCCUCGGGGCUCCCUGGAGGAGCUAAUGGCCAGCUUGCAGCAGAGGGCAGCCCUGGACGGGGGCCCCCGGGCUUUGGCUACUCUCUGCUUCCAGGCCUCAUACCUGGUUGCCCACUGCCUGGCUGGGCAACCUACGGUGCUGACACCCUUGAUCCAUGGACUGACCCAGCUGUACCGAGCCCGGCCUGUGCUGGCUCCCCACUUUGUAGACCUCUUGGAUCAGGUGGUCCCUGAGCUGGGAGAGCCUCUGAGGGUGUUGUUGCGGCAGGAGGUGGUAUCCAGGCCAGGCAGGGAUGAAGCUCUUCGCUGGCACCUGCAAAUGCUGGCAAAGGUGGCAGAUGGGAGCGCCCAGAGUGCCACCCUCAGCUUUCUACAGGCUGCAGCUGCCCACUGCACAGGUUGGGACCUACAGCAGGCCCUGCUGCGGGUCUGCCGGGCCCUGCUACACGUGGGUGGGGGGGAUGGCCUGGCAGACCUGCUGCAGGCACUGGCCAGGCAGCUGGAGGACCCUGACGGGCGGGACCAUGCCCGCCUCUACUACAUCCUCCUGGCUCACCUGGCAGGGCCCAAGUUGGGGGUAGCCCUGGCCCCCUCGCUUACUGCACCUGCACUAGCCUCUUCGCUGGUGGCUGAGAACCAGGGCUUUGCAGCAGCACUGAUGGUGCAAGAAGCCCCGGCCCCAAUUCGGCUGAGCAUGGGGCCCCGAGAGAUCAAGGGCCCACUACCUGUGCUGCAGCUCCAGGUGGAGGCGCUGGAGCCCAUCUACUCUCUGGAACUGCGCUUCCGUGUGGAAGGACAAAUCUAUGCACCCUUGGAAGCUGUCCACAUGCCCUGCCUAUGCCCUGGCCGCCCUGCCCGCCCUCUGCUCCUGCCACUGCAGCCCAGACGCCCAGCCCCCGCAUGGCUAGAUGUCCACGCCCUUUACACCACACCCACUGGUCUCACGUGCCAUGCUCGCCUGCCACCCCUGUCCGUAAACUUCUCUGACCUCUUUCUGCCUUUCCCCCACCCCCCAGAGGGGGCCGGGCCAGGCUUCUUUGAGGAGCUCUGGCACUCCUGCCUGCCAGAGGGCACUGAGAGUCGUGUGUGGUGCCCACUUGGGCCACAGGGGCUCGAGCACUUGGUGUCACACCACCUGGAGCCUUUUGUGGUGGUGGCCCAGCCCCCCACCAGCUACUGUAUAGCUAUCCGCCUGCCCCCAAACUCGAGGCUGCUGCUGCGGCUGGAGGCGACCCAGGGAGAUGGAGCACCCGUGGCCCUUCGGACUGAUGACUGGGCCGUGCUGCCCCUGGCGGGAGACUACCUCCGCAGGCUGUCAGCUGCUGUCUGAGCCCUGGGGAGGCCAAGUGGGGGCAGGACUAUGGCCCUUGUGGGGACUUGCCUACUAGG
This is a messenger RNA of Propithecus coquereli (Coquerel's sifaka), 2821 nucleotides long. RefSeq names its product adaptor-related protein complex 5, beta 1 subunit (gene AP5B1). Gene Ontology annotation, cellular component: AP-type membrane coat adaptor complex; lysosomal membrane. Gene Ontology annotation, biological process: endosomal transport. The coding region runs from base 129 to 2762 and encodes 877 amino acids. The transcript has 2 exons. NCBI's taxonomy places the organism in Eukaryota, Metazoa, Chordata, Mammalia, Primates, Indriidae. The record is from RefSeq and is a predicted model, not a curated record.